Molecule: messenger RNA, 375 nt
Organism: Aureobasidium pullulans EXF-150
Lineage: Eukaryota; Fungi; Ascomycota; Dothideomycetes; Dothideales; Saccotheciaceae
Exons: 1
Coding region: 1-375 (124 amino acids)
Source: RefSeq, a predicted model, not a curated record
AUGGAAGCCAACGAUUUUCUUCCACAAUCAAAGACAUCCACCGGGCCAAGUCAAGUCAACCCUGCCGACCCUGGUGACUUCCAUUCAAAAUUUGACAACGACGUCCUCAGUCUUCUGAAAUUUGUAGCAAUAAGAUAUACUGACAUCUCAGGUUAUCGAGAACAACGGAGAUGUAUUCUGAGAUAUGCAGUAACACCCACAGCAUCCAAUCGACCGGCAUACUUCAAUACUCUGUCCAAUACAAUAAUCCCGAGACACAACAGUCCCCGACGCCAUGGAAACCGACCAAACAAAGCCACAAGAGAGAACCACUUGACAGCUAAACCCUCUGGCCAUUCUGACUUCGACAACGCCAAUCGAAGGAUACUCGAGUAG